This is a messenger RNA of Necator americanus (New World hookworm), 2301 nucleotides long. RefSeq lists its product as uncharacterized. The record is from RefSeq and is a predicted model, not a curated record. The transcript is spliced from 23 exons. Bases 1 to 2301 code for a protein of 766 amino acids. Gene Ontology annotation, cellular component: membrane. Lineage: Eukaryota; Metazoa; Nematoda; Chromadorea; Rhabditida; Ancylostomatidae.
AUGUCAAGCUCUAUUUCUGUAUGCGCCAUUCCUGAGCCUACAAAUUACUCAAGAGAAGAUUCUACUGAUGAAUCUAGGUUAAGAUGGUAUUAUAACUAUACUUCUGUAGCGAUGCGAUUCGUCGUCGAUACGGUUAGUGAUGAAGCCAUACAGCGCAUUGCUAAAGCCAUCAGCAAUCCAAAAGAUACGAGUAUUUUUAUCGCAGAAGAUUUUAUUCUUAAUGUUUAUAUUAUAAUAAUCGUAUUGGUAGCACUUUUAUUUUGUUUUAUGUUGAGUGCAUUUCUUGUAAUCGGAUGUGCAACUGGUUUUCACUAUGGUGGCCCGCAAAUGCCAAGUAAUAAUUCGAUCUGCUGUGCUAUGGUAGGAUUCCUCUUUUGUAUAGCCAUGACCGCAUUUGGAGCGUUUAUUUUUACCGAUAGCUUAAUUCGUGUGAGAAAUAGUAUUUUAGAACUUCCUAUUCAACUAAGGAGAACGUCUCAAGAUGUUGGCGAUUUUGUAUUGGCAUUCGGGAAAAAUCUCCACUGCAAUUUUGACCUCGAAGAACGAUUGCUGCACGCACAAAUGAGGCAAAUAAUAGGAGAUAUGCACAGUCUGAGUAUUUCUAUAAGAAAUCAACUUAAUACCACCAUCAUUUCGUCGAUUUUUGAGAAAGAGAAAUCUCUUCAAAAUAAUUUGAUCGAAUUAGAACGUUUGAUGGAGUCACACGAAGUGAAUAAAAUUCUCGACCAAUUGCGUAAUGAAACGGAAGCGGUUAAGGCAGUACUGACGCUGGAAUUUCAGAAAAUUCACCCAGAACUUGAAAAUACUCGCAUAGUGGUUGAAAAACUGCUGGGCGAAAUCAAGGACUCUGUGGCAAAAACGGAUGAGCAUCAAACAACAAUAGUUUCCGAAUUAAAAUUAUACAGAAGAUUGGUUGACGAGAUUGUGGGAAAAGUUCAUGAUGAGAGCAAACGGUUUCGACAUGAUCUCUUCAAUGUUAUGGAGAAAAAUGAUUAUUCUGAUAAAGUUGCUCAGUAUAUGCCUUAUACUCUGUUCUUUCCGAUUGUUCUAUUUCUACUUUCUUUAACAGGAUUAAUAUUUUUAUUUGUAAGAUGUGUCGCUAACUGCUGUAAUCCACAAUCCAAUCGAAAAUAUCCGUUACGAGGUGUUCCAUCUCGCGUUGGGGCCAGCGUACUAGGCUUUGGUGCUUACUUUGCUAUGUUCAUUGGUGCUUUAUUGUUUGCGAUGGUUGCUAUCGUCUUCAUUCUUGCUUUCAUUUCUAUGUUUCUUUGCGUGGGACUGUUUGAAGAUCGUGAUCUACGUGUGUUAUUCGCGCUACCAAAGAAAGAAUUUCAAGGCAACAUCACUAGCAGAAACAUUUCUUUAACACUACAUGACACAUUUUAUAAAUGUAAGAAUGGUUUCACAUUUUUUGAUGCAAUCAAUGGUGAACAGAUUUGGGCACAAAAGGAGCUUGAAACGAAGCUAAAAGUUCUUCGAAAAACCAGUUAUCGUCGAAAAAUUCGUAAUUUUCAUGUGGAUGUAGAGCUCGUAGACGACGUGACAGUAUUGCACCGAGACCUUCAAGCUCAUCUAUAUAAAUUUCAAAGUGUUUUCAAAGAGUUUCAAACUGCUGAAGAUUUCCAGCUGCCGGACGGAAUUAACAAAAUAGUAAUAGAACAGAAAUGUGAGGCCACAAUUGCUGACCUACAACAACUUCUGAAAUCACUUGACGAGCUAUUACGUCUGCUCACAACGAUGCACUCGAGAAGUCGUCGUGUUAAAUUCGCGAAGGAAAUUCACAUGCUAAUGGUCAGACUUGAAGAGGAAAUUGUAGUUAGAGUUGCAAAUCUGCUUAAAACCGUCAACGAUUUAUCGCCUCAAUGUAACGCUCUAAUGUCUAUCUGGGACGAUUUUGGAUUCUAUAUGUGUAACGUAGUGGCAACACCUGCUCAAGGAUUAUGGAUAGCAUGUUUUCUAACCGCUAUCGGAUCGUUGGCAAUCUAUUCCGCAUUGUUUGAUGCGACGACAUUUUUGGAAAAUUAUUCGGAAUUAUCCGAGGCUAGUGCUUCCGAAUCAACGUCGUCAACAAAAGCAGGAUCGAAGCAUUUUAAGCAGAAAUCGAAGGCGACUCUUAGAAGAACGGAUAGCAAAAGCGGACCUGGUUCUACAGAAGAAAUGAAAAUGAGAAAAGCAAGUGAAUCAAGAAGCAGAGAAGGUUCUGCUGAAGGGAAGAAAAGUGCGGAGAAGCUAAGUACGGUAACCGAAGGUAGCAAAGAGAAAACCAACGGAAGGGGUGGUGUUCGUGAAAGUCGAAAUUAA